UAACUAGGAGAUCACCACUCGGCACCCGACCACACCCCACCACGACAUACUAGUGGCCUACCAAGUUAAUGGCAUUUUUCGUAAUAUUCGUAAAUACAAGGGCAUUUACGUUACCCCAAACUCUAUAAAGAUAUACAAACACAAAUCUCCAAAACUCCACAAAAAUCUCCAAAGACAUUAUUUUAACAGAAGGGAUCACAAAGUUAGGGAAAAAAAAUAAAUAUAAAGAUGGGGAAUUGUAUAGUAGUGGAGAAGAAAGUGAUAAAGAUUAUGAGAAAUGAUGGAGAAGUAGUUGAAUACAGAGGUCCCAUGCAUGUUCAUGACAUCCUCACCCAAUUCUCUGGUCACUACUCUCUCUUUGAUUCCCUGUCCAACAGUUAUCAUCUUCAUCCGCAAGCCAAGCUUCUGUGUGGUCGUCUCUACUAUCUCAUGCCAAAGAAGACGACCACUAUCAAGAAUAAGAAGACGAAGAAGGAAGUCAGGUUUGCAAAUCCAGAGGUAGAAAAAGAAGAAGGAGACAUAUUAACAUAUUAUGGUGACAACACUAAGGAGAAGAGUCCUAGUGUGGUGAGAGUGAAGAUGGUUGUGAGUAAGCAAGAGCUCGAGAAGCUGCUUCAAGGAGGUCCAGUUCAUGAAAUGGUCUAUAGAAGUCUUGCUAAGCAACAUAUGUGCCAUGAUGAUGAUGAUGAUGCUGAGUGUCUUAGAGGCUGGAGACCUUUGUUAGAUAGUAUUCCUGAAUCUGAUUAGCCUAUAUAGCUGUCCAUAUCUUCCAUAAUAUAUAUAUGACACAUACAUAGAUAUACAUACAUAACAGAGACUCAAAGCUUGUUCAAGAGAGGAAAGAAAGCAUGUAAUACAUAAAAGAAAGAAGUUACAAAAAAAUACAUAAAAGAAAGCCUUCUUUCUUAGAAAGUAUCAAAAAGUUUGUAUUAAAACCGAAAAUGUGAAUAUUUGCUAUGUUGAAUGUU
This is a messenger RNA of Raphanus sativus (radish), 968 nucleotides long. RefSeq lists its product as uncharacterized. The record is from RefSeq and is a predicted model, not a curated record. Bases 229 to 747 code for a protein of 172 amino acids. The transcript has a single exon. Lineage: Eukaryota; Viridiplantae; Streptophyta; Magnoliopsida; Brassicales; Brassicaceae.